Molecule: messenger RNA, 2498 nt
Organism: Myxocyprinus asiaticus (Chinese sucker)
Lineage: Eukaryota; Metazoa; Chordata; Actinopteri; Cypriniformes; Catostomidae
Product: UDP-galactose translocator-like
Exons: 5
Coding region: 211-1347 (378 amino acids)
Biological process (GO): pyrimidine nucleotide-sugar transmembrane transport
Cellular component (GO): Golgi membrane
Molecular function (GO): UDP-galactose transmembrane transporter activity
Source: RefSeq, a predicted model, not a curated record
UUAUUGUGCUGUGUUGUGGGGACGUCAACAGUUUCCUCGUACACCACUGAACAUUCAGUCCUUAUUUGCAGACUCCUGUGAGCUGUUUCAUGGCGUAGCGGUGGAGAAAUCACCAUUAACCUCUGCAUUCUUCACAAAUCGAGCGAGAAUAGCAGGGUUUGUGUGGUUGUGUGUGGAAAGAGCGGGUGGAUAUCAGAUCCAUGUUUGACGAUGAUGGCAUCAAGCAGUGAGAGUCCAAACAGAAAUGGUGAAGAUAAAACAAUAUCCAGCAGACAGACUGAAGUUAAUAAGAAGUUGAAGUACAUCAGUUUGGCGAUUCUGGUGAUCCAGAAUGCGUCGCUUAUCCUCAGCAUCCGCUAUGUGCGGACGUUGCCAGGAGACCAUUUCUUCACCACUUCAGCUGUUGUCAUGGCAGAAGUUCUUAAAGUCCUUACCUGUCUGGUUAUCAUCCUGAUACAGAAGAGAGGUAAUGUGAAGAACUUUGCAAUAUUGCUGUAUGACUCUAUAGUCGUACAGUAUUCAGACACACUGAAGUUAGCAGUGCCAUCCCUCAUCUACACGUUACAAAACAACCUGCAGUAUGUGGCCAUUUCUAAUCUACCUGCAGCCACUUUCCAGGUCACAUAUCAGCUGAAGAUCUUGACCACAGCAUUGUUUUCAGUUCUCAUGCUGCGGAAGAGUCUCUCUAAAGUCCAAUGGAUCUCUCUAGUGCUGCUCUUCGCCGGUGUGGCAAUCGUCCAGGUGGAACAAGAGGGCGGAAAACAGAAGGAGGCUUUGACCGGUGCCAACCAGAGCUACGCCAAAGGCUUGGUGUCGGUGGUGGUGUCCUGUUUGUCGUCUGGGUUUGCCGGCGUUUACUUUGAGAAGAUCUUGAAGGGCAGCUCGGCCUCUGUGUGGAUGAGGAACGUGCAGCUCGGUAUCUUCGGGACUCUUUUGGGUCUUCUCGGCCUUUGGUGGAAUGAUGGAGCCGCCAUUGCCGAGAAAGGGUUCCUGUUUGGCUACACGCCCAUGGUGUGGGGCGUCAUCUUCAACCAAGCGUUUGGUGGCCUCCUGGUGGCCGUGGUUGUGAAAUACGCAGACAAUAUUCUCAAAGGAUUCGCUACUUCUUUUUCCAUCAUCGUAUCUACCAUCACGUCCGUCUACCUAUUUGGUUUCCACGUGGACUUGAUCUUCACGCUGGGUGCAGGACUGGUUAUAGGUGCCGUCUAUAUGUACAGUCUCCCCAAACCAAACAACAGCACUUCCAGUACCAACACAUCCUUGUCGGGCCACAACAAAGGAGGAGACUCAGAGUUGGAUGCUUUUCUCCCAAAUCCCAAGACCCCUGGAAAGAAGAAAGGAAACUGAAAUUUGAAAUGUCCACAUAAGAAGUGAUGAGGAGAACAUACUGUACCUGAAAUUCACAUACUUCUGCCCUACUUCCAAAGGGUUAUAUUUCAAGUGCUUUAAUUAUUCUGAAAGUUUUAAACAGUUUUACAACUGAUGGUACUUGGUAUUUGUUGAAAAAUACAUUUUGCUGAUUGAUGGAAUCACAUAUUUAUACAAAUACCUCACUAAUGUUAUGCAUUUCAUAUGACUGACUGAAGCUCUGAUAAUAAUGUAAACAGUAGAAAACUUUAUAGUAUUUUGUUUGCCAGAGUUGGAAAAGUAAAAGAAUGAAUAUGUCCGUUAUUAAGUGGUCUUAUCAAGCGGAAUUCAAAAGGUGCUGCCUUAUUAUGAAAUCAUUUGCUUGCCUUCGUUAAUAUUUUGUCUAAAUGUCUAAUUAUUUAUUCUUUUAUUCAUAGGUUUAUUCCCGUUAGAAUGAUAUUAUGUGCUUUUAUCUCUUAUACAUUUCAACUGUAUUAUGUUAAACAGGAUAGACAAAAACAAACAUAUUUUUAGAGAAUAUUUUUAAAAUAUUUGUAUCUGUCUUAAGAAUACACGAGCAGCAUUAGGUUUGUCUGUCAAAAAUUCUCCAGUGUCAUGAGCGAACAUCUGUCAACCUUUUGAGAGGGAAAACAAUUUUGAUUAAGAGAUUUGAUCUAAAAAUAAUAUAGAAUAUUUUUUUUUUAUUAUUUUAACCCUUGUGUGUCAAUAAAAAAAAAACUAAGAGGUCCUAAUAGGACAAAAAUGUCUGCAUCAAAAAACUGCCAUAAAAAUAUUAUAUAUUAAUAUUAUUUUCCACUUUCACUGAAAUAGAUUUUUUUAACCAACAUCAGUGCUGAUCAUAAAGACCAAAUAUUCAUUCAUUUUCAGGAUUUUAACCCUCUAAAUGCCAGUUUGUUUACAUAACGCCACUGUUGUUUUUUACACAAACACAAACACACACACACACACACAUACAUUUCUCAAUACACACAUACAAAACACACUCUGACAUCCAUACCAACACACCCACACAAUUUUAGCUGCACCAUUUAUUCAAUUGGCCUGCAGUGCUCUAUAAUACAGCAAACAGAAAAUAGGAAAAAAGCAUGUAUUUGCUCCAUAGGCUAAACAUGAGAAAAGUGGCGCCAUCU